Molecule: messenger RNA, 4038 nt
Organism: Mesocestoides corti
Lineage: Eukaryota; Metazoa; Platyhelminthes; Cestoda; Cyclophyllidea; Mesocestoididae
Source: the annotation of a GenBank genome assembly
AAAUUAUUAUUCGAUUAUAUUUCUGAAACUGCGGAGAAGCUCACAUUGAAGUCAGACCUGCUAAGGGAAAACAAUUUGGCUGUUGAUAAUUGGCCAGAUGAACGUUUUUUCUCUACAAAGGACUCUACACUAAAGAAAAACACAGCGUUCGUCAGAAAAAUACGUAACUUCACAGAGAGUUCUAAAGAAUCGCUCCGAGCGGAUUUCGAGGCCCUCAAUUUGUCUAAGUAUGUUGCCGAAGUGGCUACUGCCAUAACCGAACCCAAAAUAAAAAUGACGGACAUCACCUUCAUGCUGCAACUUUGCUCUCUUAUGCAUCGACGCUAUUCGGAUUUCGGCGGUCUUCUUUUGGACGCGUGGAAAAAAGUGUUCUCUCAACAAAAGUGCGAAAAGACCCCGAACCUCUCAAAAUUGAGGGUCGAUCUCGUAUUUUUCGCUGACUUGAUCACUGUAGGGGUCAUGCCUGAAAAUGAAAGUGUCCGUCUGUUAGCUAUGCAACUGACACAGUUGACUAAUGGAGAUAAAGAAAACUACGUGAACAUAGGAAUCGUCACUAGUUUUGUGAGGUCUUCCGGGGAUGAUUGGGCUGGAGUCAUACCCAGAAAGCUUCUCUCCAAGAAAUUUGGAGCAACGAUUCGGCGCUCCGCGUUUCUGUCAAAGGAACGAAAGUCUAAGUGCCGCAGUCUCUUCCAUGACUACUAUGCGGGAGCCUUGGAUCGCCUCAUAGGAAUGGCCAAGGAGGCGCGACGCGUGAUCGCCUCCAAUCGGCGUCAAAUGCUCACCAAGGGUGAAGUACACCCGGAGCGCAGGGAAAAGGCCGAUCAGCUAACCGCGGCAUGCAAAAAAUUCCACGAGGCUGUCUCCCUGUUGGCCGAUGCUGUCGACCGGGACCCACCGCCUUCCAUGGACGAACUCAUUGCUGAUAAGGCCGAAAAUGACGAAGCAGAAGGCCAGCUUCAGGCACCAACUGACGCAGAUGCCGCCAAUUGGCCGUUAUUCGAAGAUGAAGACACAAGGUUAUUCUACGAAAGCUUACAGGAUAUUCGAGCUAUGAUUCCUGGGAUUUUGUACAAAGAAAGUGAACAGGCUACCGUAAAACCGAUUGAAUCAACUAAAGACGAACCUUCGCAAGCCAAUGAAGCUUCCAAUGAAGAACUUGACGUCGAGAAGGUCGAAAGUGAAUUGGCCGCAGAGGAGCAGGCCCAGUUAGAGGAGACGGAGGAGAUAACCUGUCCAACGAGUCUGGAGACCGGCCAGGAGGGCGGCGGCGGCGGCGGAGCAGCUGGAAGUGCUAGUGCUUCUUCCAGUCAAAAAUCUCAGGACAAGUCCUCAGCUGAACCACGGGAAGAAGAGGGUCCAGCAAGUGCCAAGAUGAUGAUGGACACCUUCAUAACCCAACUACCCAACUGUGUUAAUCGUGAUCUCAUUGACCGAGCUGCUUAUGACUUCUGUCUAAAUUUAAACAAAAAACCAAACCGCCGGCGUCUAGCCUCCACCCUGGCCUCGGUUUCACGCACCCGGUAUGACUUGUUGCCGUUCUACGCCCGUUUCGUUGCGACCCUCAGUCCCGUGAUGCCUGAUCUGAGUCAAGACCUCAACAAUGUGCUUCUCCACGAAUUUCGGUGGCACCUGCACAAAAAGGACCAGGUUAAUUUGGAGUCAAAAUUAAAGACUGUCCGCUUUAUCGGUGAGCUCGUUAAAUUCCGUAUCUUUCCUGCGGAUGAAGCGCUGAAUUGUCUGAAACGACUUCUUCCCAACUUUGUGCACCACCAAAUCGACAUGGCUUGCGGUUUGUUGGACACGUGUGGCCGCUUCCUCUAUCGCUCGCCGGCCUCGCAUCAACGCACCAAGAUAUACCUUGAGAUCAUGAUGCGCAAGAAGAACGCCAUGCACAUGGACUCACGCUACUCCACGAUGAUCGAAAACACCUUCUUCUUCUGUGAUCCACCGAAAAAUGCCACAAACUUCGGCCAGAUUGAACUAACUCCUCUGCAGCGUUUCCUGAGACAACUCAUUUGGCGCGAUCUUAACCGAAAUUCUGUGAACUCAAUCCUCAAGAUUUUCAGGAAAAUUGACUGGACCGACACAGCGUUAGUUUCGUUUGUUGAGGAUCUUUUCACGAACGGAUGGCAAGUUCGGUUUCAGUACAUUGGCUGCCUUGCGAGCGUCCUCUCGGGUCUUUCGACUUAUCACAAGGACUUCACCACUGCCGUUGUUGAUAACAUCAUUGAAUCCGUUCGAGUUGGCAUGGAGUUAAACCUUCAAACCAUGAAUCAACGCAGGUUAAGCAUGGUCAAGUAUCUUGGAUUGUUGUACAACUACAAACUUGUGGAGUCACCAGUCAUAUUCGCAACGCUCUACUCUCUGAUUACGUUCGGAGUUAGUUUGGAUUACCUGAACCCAAGCCUAAUCGAUCCGCCAACUUCACUGACGCGAAUUCCACUGGUGUGCACUCUACUGGAGACUUGUGGAUCCUACUUCGACCGGGGGCAUCGUCGCAAGAAGCUCAACAUUUUCGUCGUUUAUUUCCAACGUUACUACUGGUCCAAGCGAAUGCACCCCAUAUUCAUCCCUCCGAAAUCCGUCACUGCAAGUAGUGAAACGAACAAAAACGUGGAAGAAAAGGCGGAGCAACCCACCCUCGGUGACGGUGACGAAACUACCACGGUCGAUCGGGUAGAAAUAGAGCAGUUUGAGCAGAUACCCUUUCCCGACGCUGUGGAACAGCAGUUCGAGGAGACUCUUCGUCACUUGCACAUGAAGCCCUCGGCAAUCAAAAAUCUGGCGGAGGCUGAAAAGUUGGUCGAAAAUGUUGAAAGGCGGUAUGCCCAGCGCCUGACUCACCUGUUGGAAGCCUAUGGAAUGCGUUCACCGAAGGUCGCCGGUUCGACCGUGAGAAAUGGCUCAGCUCUUGGCGGAACCUCGGGCACAAUGGAGGCCAUCGCCGAGGAAGUUUACUGCUUAGUGGAAUCCGACUUGUUUGAAGAUGACGACCUAAAACUGGAUGAUGACGAUGAGUACUCGGGCGAUGAAGACGAGUUCUUUGCGGGUGACGAGGAGUUAGAAAAUGGAGGUUCUACUGAGGGACCGAAAAGAGGCGCCUCAGCAAAGACCAGACAGCGUGGCGGUGGGACCAACGGUAACGAAUCCGAGGGUUCCAGCGAAACCGAGGGUGAUGAUGAUGAUGAUACUGUUACGCUAGCUGCAGACGAUGACUUCGAAGAUGGCGGUGGUGAAAGCGGUGAGGAGGACGAGGUGGAGGGUGCGGAAGAUGAGGACGAAGAGGACCAAAAGGAGGCGAAUGACGACGAGGAGGAGGAUGAGUUGGUGCGUCUGGGUUUACGACCCAAGUACAUCAAGUGCCCUGAGGAUGACGAAUUCGUGGCCACAUUGGAAAAGUUGACCGCCGAGGCCAUGCUGUCGACGGCCGGUGCCGCUAGCACCGUGGCGCCCUCCACAACCCUGCCCUCUAUCGACAGUCUUGGUGUGGGUGCCGCUGCCGCCCGACAGGCUGUCGCUCGGAGUGCUGCCGCGCAAACCCAGUCGGCUGCGGAGAGUAUUAUUGCCACGCUCGGGUCUAAAAACCCGCAUACAGUGUCCCCCAAUGAAGAUGAUGAAAACAAGGCUGAUGUGACGCGACCAAGCACCUCUGUUGUGCCAUUCAGCCUUGUGGUGCGUAGGCCUGCCGCCGGUGGGAGUGGCGGUGGCGGCACCCGGUCACGCCUGGUGCCCCUAGCGGUACCGCAGAGUGUGCCGUUCGCCGCUCGGCGGAUUCGUAUGGAGGCCGAGGAACGAGAGGAAAAGGCCCGCCUGAAGGAGCGCGUUCUUGAGAUGCACAAGGCCCAGAAAGAAGCCGAUGAAACUAAUUACCUCAAUCCGGCUCUCUUCCAUCAAAUACCUUCGAAUGUGAAUCGAGAUCGGUGGGUUAAAUAUAAUCACCCAAAAGGGGCUCCGGAUGCCGAAGCCGUUUUCGGAUCGUCGAGUGCAUCCAUUCCACCACCGCCGCAAUUUGUGAAUUACCGAAAUCUGCGCCGAUGA